Messenger RNA from Spirometra erinaceieuropaei, 2228 nucleotides. The record is from the annotation of a GenBank genome assembly. Lineage: Eukaryota; Metazoa; Platyhelminthes; Cestoda; Diphyllobothriidea; Diphyllobothriidae.
UAGGGUGUCGUGAAUGCACCUGCGAGCACAGUUUACUAUUUAGACUAAAGUUGAAGUGUUAUCGAUCGGACUUUGCUUUUUCUGAUGUCAAAACUAAGGCUAAUUGGCUUCUAUCGGAGCUUUAGGAACAAGAUAGACAAACGACAGCCUAAAAACAUACGAAUUCUGAAAAUAUUUGAACGUUUAAAUGACUAUAAACUACAGAAGAAUUACUAAAUAGCUUAUAAGUGAAUGUACAUGAAUCUACAUAUAUAUAUAAGAAGAGAACUCACCGUGAUACGUCAAAACCGAACUCCGAAAACAGCUCCUAUCACAAUGUUUAGUUCGUCGAUAACGGCUAAAUCAGAUGCUUUGCUAACUGAAGCUUGAGGCGCAGUCAAUGAGCAGUGAACGUGACAUCUACACCGAAGUUAUGGCACAUAUAUUUGUCAAACCGACUUUUCAAAAAUAUCUUAAUUUGGCUUUUUGACUGAAGCGGUGUAUGGAUUAAUUUGUUCAUGUGUGAGUAGCAUCCGCUGAUAUGACAUGACUCCAGGACGCUAAUUGGACAAUUCGCUUUACGAUGGAGUUCAAAUCUUGAGCUUUCACAGGUGGCUGAAUGGUGUGAACCAAUUGUUGCUAAAGAGAUACUGAGGAGAACUAGAGAGGAUUUGGGGUGACUACUGGACCUAUUGUCUGGCCAAACCUUCAUUUCAGGUAAAUAUUUCGAAUGUCAGUUUUCAAGACAUUUACUACGCUAGUCCCAGAUUGAACAAAUUUCUGAAGCAAUUAGGACGAAUUUGAACGUAUACUCGGUCUUCUAAUGAUAGGAAGCCCAAAUAUGAAUGGGUUAUACGAUAUACCAUAACUGUCAGCACAGGUUCUAGCCAAAAGCCCAGACACGAGUUUCGCCUACAUUCUGCCGCUGUUUGACAGAGCUGCGAGGCGUUUGGCCUAAGUCUAAAAAUUUCCGAUAAACAAAUUUACCCAAGUCAGCGAUCAAUUUCUGAGUAAAAGUAAAAAUUGUAACUUAAAAACUGGAGUAUCUAUCAGAACGCACAGAAGGAACGCUGGGGGAUCACUGAUGAUCUGAGUCCUUCGCAGUCGGCAAAAAUGCAAAAUCAAUAAAAAGAUAUUUGAAGAAGAAGAAGAGUCGAGCACCCGAACACUUCGUUUAUUAUCCUGAGCUUUCAGACUCGUACAGGAGUCCAUCGUCAGAGGUAGUGGCAGAAACAGGACAAGCGGCAGUUAUAAGGCACGUAGGCCCAAUCCUCGACCGACGUCGCACGACUGGAGGUGACUACGAAGGGCUCUGUACGCCGGCGCCAGAUCAAUAAAUCGAUUGACCGAGUUCUCAUCCGAGGCCCAGGCUUCAAUCAAUUCUCGGCCUGUUUUGUUUCCUGCGUGGGCGAUUAUUUUGGUGGCUGCGAAGUCAAACUCGUGACCCAUUUCGUAGGUGCGGGCGGCCACUUGUGACAUUCACAUCCAUCCCGCCAAACGUGGCCCGCGAAGUCUUGCGCAAGAGACUUGAAGAGGCGUACGAUGAGACUCAAAAUGCUCUCAAAAUUGAACAUCUAAUGAGGCUGUUUGAAUUCUGCCAACAAACUUUCUUCACUUUUGCAGGAGAGACCUAUGAACAAAUUAAGGGAACCCCAGUGGGCUCACCGGUCUCCGGUUUGGUGGCAGAACUGGUCCUACAGGAGUUAGAAAAGAUUGCCUUCCUCCAACAUGAACCGGUGUUUUGGCGACGUUACGUUGACGACACGUUCGUCAUCGUAAAGAAGGACAUGUUGCAACAUUUCCACAGCCUGCUCAACGCAGUCUUCCCGGAUAUAAAAUUCACGAGGGAAGAAGAACAGGAACAGCAGUUGCCCUUCCUGGAUGUGCUUAUCAGACGAAACCUUAACGGUGAACUUAAAACGACGGUUUAUAGGAAGGCAACGAACACCACACAGCUUCUCAGUUUUCACAGCAACCAUCCGGUGGCUCACAAACGAAGCUGCGUGAAGACGCUCUUCAAACGGAUCCAAACUCAUUGCAGCAAACCGGAGGACAGAGCCCAUGAGGCCCGUUAUCUCCGCGACCAGUUUGUGCAAAAUGGCUAUCCGAGGGCAUUCAUAAGUCGCUGCCUACGCAGUCGCCACCAGAGAACUCGAACAUCAACGCCACCGACGAUAUGGCAUUCUCUGCCAUACAUCAAGGGUGUUUCAGAAGCGACCGAGCGCAUUGCUGCAGAGCUAGGUGUUUGA